Molecule: messenger RNA, 1964 nt
Organism: Xyrauchen texanus (razorback sucker)
Lineage: Eukaryota; Metazoa; Chordata; Actinopteri; Cypriniformes; Catostomidae
Product: solute carrier family 35 member F6-like
Exons: 6
Coding region: 104-1231 (375 amino acids)
Cellular component (GO): intracellular membrane-bounded organelle; membrane
Source: RefSeq, a predicted model, not a curated record
UUGCAUACACGCGAACGACCUGUGUUGUUAAAAUGAUUAGCUGUAGUCAACAGUGAGAGAGACGAAACUCAAGACAACUAAAAGUGGCAGUCCCAAACUCAUCAUGGCUUGGACAAAAUAUCAGCUUUUUCUCGCCGGUCUGAUGCUCACCACAGGCUCGAUUAACACAUUAUCCGCAAAAUGGGCUGAUAUGUUCUCUGCACCUGGAUGUCAUGGUGUCCCAAACCACACCUUCUCCCACCCCUUUGUGCAGGCUGUGGGAAUGUUUUUGGGAGAGCUGUCCUGCCUUGUGGUGUUCUACAUUCUACUUUGUCAUGAUCGGCGCAAACCUGAGCCCACCAUGGAUCCAGGCGAAAGUUUCAACCCCCUUGUUUUCCUCCCUCCUGCGCUUUGUGACAUGAUCGGAACCUCCAUCAUGUAUGUUGCGCUGAACAUGACCAGCGCCUCCAGUUUCCAGAUGCUGCGAGGAGCUGUAAUCAUCUUCACCGGACUGUUGUCUGUAGCAUUUUUAGGACGACGACUGCAGCCAAGCCAGUGGGUUGGAAUCCUAGUCACCAUCCUUGGGCUGGUGGUGGUUGGCCUGGCUGACUUUUUGAGCCGCCAUGGAGAUGACUCUCAUAAACUCAGUGAGGUUAUCACAGGGGACCUUUUGAUCAUCAUGGCACAGAUUAUUGUUGCAGUCCAAAUGGUCCUGGAGGAGAAGUUUGUUUACAAACACAAUGUGCAUCCUUUAAAAGCUGUUGGGACUGAGGGCAUUUUUGGAUUUUUCAUCCUGUCUAUCCUCCUCAUCCCGAUGUUCUACAUCCAUGUUGGCAGUUUUGCAGAUAACCCACGACAGGUCCUUGAGGACGCACUGGACGCCUUCUGUCAAAUAGGCCAUAAGCCUCUCAUCUUGCUGGCAUUGCUGGGCAACACUGUGAGCAUCGCCUUCUUUAACUUUGCGGGCAUCAGUGUCACUAAGGAGAUAAGUGCCACCACCCGCAUGGUACUUGACAGUCUGCGUACUCUAGUCAUCUGGGCUGUGAGUUUGGCACUGGGUUGGGAGGUAUUCCAUGGCCUACAGAUUCUGGGCUUCAUUAUCCUCCUUGUGGGUACAGCACUGUACAAUGGACUCCACAAGCCUUUGAUAGCUAAGUUGCCCUGCUGCUCUGGAGAGCAGAUAGCAGAAGAGGGAGAUGCCCCCGAAAGAGAGAGACUGCUUGGUGGGGAAAAAGCUGCACAAGAGAGCUAAUAUUGGACAAAAUGCUGCCUGCAAUGCCUUGCUCUUGUGUGUGUGUUUAGGCAUUUGCUUUUUUUUAACAGUUAUUUCUAUUUUAUGCACAGAACUGAAAUGAAUGAGUAGGUGAGUACUUCUAUCGUAAUCUCUGUCAAAAUCAGAUAAGAGAUGGAGAUUGUGGCAAAAGAGAAUCACAUUUUAGUAUUGUUUUAGAAGAGUUUGAAUCAACACUCCUGCCCUGGGAGUCACACCUUUGACCUCAUCACUUUAAAACAUCACUUUUUUAAGCCAUUUUUUUCUCACAUAACUAAAUGGUUUUGAAUACAAAGCAUUACUUUUAAAAAGGGAUGAGAACAACAUAGUUAAAAAAAAUAUGUAAUUGUAAUUUUAAACUCAAUAUUUGAAAAUAUGUUGUUUUUUUAUUCUGAUUUUAUAGGUUUUAAAUUAAAAACAAUUAUCUUUUUGCACAUUAUUUUUAUGUGCUGUGUGACUACAUGUUCUAUUGUUUUACUUUACAAAGACUUGUUAUUGAUUUUAGGUACAAAUAAUUACAUGUAAUGCAAGAUAUUGAGACUUUUUUUCAAUGAUUUCAGCUUCACUUUAUACUUGCAUAUAUUUACUGUACUGUCCGCACUACAAAACAAUACCUGUAAAACAUCAUACAAGUAGAUAUGAACUCUGUAUGGGCUUAACAUCCCAAUGCAAAGUUUAAAACAUAAGCUGCAUUAAUAUGAUUAAUUAAAACGAU